Molecule: messenger RNA, 639 nt
Organism: Dipodomys ordii (Ord's kangaroo rat)
Lineage: Eukaryota; Metazoa; Chordata; Mammalia; Rodentia; Heteromyidae
Gene: Tmem278
Product: transmembrane protein 88B
Exons: 3
Coding region: 1-639 (212 amino acids)
Biological process (GO): negative regulation of canonical Wnt signaling pathway
Cellular component (GO): plasma membrane
Molecular function (GO): PDZ domain binding
Source: RefSeq, a predicted model, not a curated record
AUGAGCGAGCGAGAGAGGGAGGCAGAAGAGGAUGAGGAAGGGGGCAGCUCCGACACAGCACCCAUGCUGCCUGGGAGGCUGUCUACCCGCCAGGCCUCUGCCCCCACAGGCCCAAGGAGGCCCGGCCUGGCCGCCCCAGGCCUCGGGACUUUGCUGCUGCCUGGGAGGGCCCUGGUUGUGCUCUUGUUCCACCUGCUGCUGCCUGGGACAGUCUUCCUGCUGGUGCUGCUGCCCGCAGCUGCCGUGGUCUACCUGGGAUUCCUGUGCCAUUCCAGGCCUGUACCAGGGGCCAUGAGGGGCCACCGGGGCCACCAGAUCCACCAGGGCAUCAGGGGCUGCCAGGGGAUCAGGACACCAGGGCACCAGGGGAUUGGGGUACCAGGGGAUCGGGACACCAGGGGAUCAGGACACCAGGGGAUCGGGACACCAGGGGAUCGGGGUACCAGGGGAUCGGGGUGUAAGUUCCUACUGUGGGGACCCUUCCCAGAUGAAGCAGCACUGCCCUGCCGAGCCCCCUGCAGUCUCCCCAGGGGCCCUGAGUCGCUGGCUCUCUUCAGAGAACCCAGCUUCUUCCCUGACCUUGUGCCGCUCUGCACUGGUGUCUGGAAAUCCUUGCUCUUCCACGUGCUCCCUCCAUGA